Molecule: messenger RNA, 321 nt
Organism: Spathaspora passalidarum NRRL Y-27907
Lineage: Eukaryota; Fungi; Ascomycota; Pichiomycetes; Serinales; Debaryomycetaceae
Exons: 1
Coding region: 1-321 (106 amino acids)
Biological process (GO): protein insertion into mitochondrial inner membrane; protein import into mitochondrial matrix
Cellular component (GO): TIM23 mitochondrial import inner membrane translocase complex
Source: RefSeq, a predicted model, not a curated record
AUGCCACCAGUACAACAAUAUCAAUAUGCUCAUCAACCGUCCAACUGGGACAAGUUCAAGAUGGGAGCAAUAAUGGGAUCCACCGUUGGUGUUUGUGUCGGUGUUCUUUUCGGAGGAUUUUCCAUUUUGCAAAAUGGUGCAGGACCAAAUGGGGUAAUGAGAACUUUAGGCCAAUAUAUCUUAGGUUCAGUAGGAACUUUCGGGUUGUUUAUGUCAAUUGGUUCAGUCAUUAGAUCAGACAGUGAUUUUCAAGCUUAUCAACAAUCAAUGAUGUAUGCUCAACGAGCAAAAUUAAGAGCUAUAUACAGGGAUGAACAAUAA